Heteronotia binoei (common prickly gecko) is the source of this 3570-nucleotide messenger RNA. It is a transcript of the gene SUCLG2, whose product is annotated as succinate-CoA ligase GDP-forming subunit beta. The transcript is spliced from 11 exons. Gene Ontology annotation, molecular function: succinate-CoA ligase (GDP-forming) activity; ATP binding. The record is from RefSeq and is a predicted model, not a curated record. The coding region runs from base 549 to 1853 and encodes 434 amino acids. NCBI's taxonomy places the organism in Eukaryota, Metazoa, Chordata, Lepidosauria, Squamata, Gekkonidae. Gene Ontology annotation, cellular component: mitochondrion; succinate-CoA ligase complex. Gene Ontology annotation, biological process: succinyl-CoA metabolic process; tricarboxylic acid cycle.
ACGAUAAACAAGCUCCACCACAUCCAGUGGGAAACGAAUUAGAGUUGGAGCGCCUUAGGAUACCGCAUUGGUCGGCGGAACAGGCUUUCUAAGGUGUACGUCAACUCAAGGGGCUUUACUUCGCAGCAUGUAUAUGCUUAUGACUGCACCGUAAUAAGUUGUAACCGACACCAGCCCCUGCUGCGAUUAGCACAGCAACCUGGGAGGUGGGUGGAGCGGCGUUCUUCCUUCCACAAGAAAACAUCCAGAGCACACACCAAGAGGGCAGCAAGACCAGAUCCAGCCCACCCUUCCAUGCCAGCCUGUUUUGCUGGAGGCCGACCACCACCGCCACCCAGGACAUCUCUGGCGCGCUUCCGAGGCUUUUUUCGGGUGGCUGCUGUCGGUCUUCACCCCUGCGCUUGCCUUGCAGAGCAAGCAGCGCCUGCCUCCUUUAGCUUGCCGCUCCCCGUGCAGGCGACGCCGAAGCCCUUCCCCUGGGCCGGCUCCAGGCGGGCCUCAGCUUCUGCACCGCCCCACCCCGACCGUCCACGUGUGAUUGCGCGAAGAUGGCGUCUCCCAUGGCUAGACAGGCCGGGUGCGCGUUGCGGGAUUUGGCUGCGUUCAGAGCGGCUCUGCUGCGGAGGAAACGCAGUGCGUCUGUUCAAUUAACCCCUAGACGAUGGCUAAACCUGCAGGAAUACCAGAGUAAGAAACUGAUGGCUGAUCAUGGGGUCACAGUUCAGAGAUUCUUCGUGGCUGACACUGCAAAUGAUGCACUCGAGGCUGCUAAGAGACUCAAGGCUGCAGAAAUUGUAUUGAAGGCUCAGAUCUUAGCUGGAGGAAGAGGGAAGGGUGUUUUCAGCAGUGGACUCAAAGGAGGUGUGCAUCUCACUAAGGACCCUACAGUUGUAGGACAACUUGCUCAACAGAUGCUUGGAUACAAUCUUACAACAAAGCAAACCCCAAAGGAUGGUGUUAAAGUUAAGAAGGUUAUGGUGGCAGAAGCACUGAACAUUUCAAGAGAAACCUAUUUUGCAAUAUUAAUGGAUCGAGCUUGCAACGGACCAGUUCUGGUUGGCAGCCCAGAAGGUGGGGUUGACAUAGAAGAAGUGGCAGCUAAAAGCCCAGAGCUCAUCUUCAAGGAGGAAAUAGAUAUUUUUGAAGGUGUGCGAGAUGCUCAAGCGCUGAAGAUGGCAGAGAAUCUUGGAUUCAAAGGGUCUCUCCAACAGCAGGCUGCCGAUCAAAUUAAAAAGCUGUAUAAUCUUUUCCUGAAAAUUGAUGCUACUCAAGUUGAAGUGAAUCCCUUUGGUGAAACUCCAGAAGGACAAGUUGUGUGCUUCGAUGCCAAGAUAAACUUUGAUGACAAUGCAGAGUUCAGGCAAAAAGACAUAUUUGCCAUGGAUGACAAAUCUGAGAGUGAUCCUUUUGAAAAUGAAGCUGCCCGUUAUGACUUGAAGUAUAUAGGCAUGGAUGGAAAUAUUGCAUGUUUUGUCAAUGGAGCUGGGCUUGCUAUGGCAACCUGUGAUAUAAUUUACCUUAAUGGUGGAAAGCCUGCCAAUUUCCUGGAUCUAGGUGGAGGCGUGAAGGAAGCGCAAGUGUAUCAAGCAUUCAAAUUGCUCACUGCUGAUCCCAAGGUUGAAGCAAUUCUAGUCAAUAUUUUCGGUGGAAUUGUCAACUGUGCCAUUGUAGCCAAUGGGAUCACUAAAGCCUGCCAGGAGCUUGAACUGAAGGUGCCUCUGGUGGUUAGACUGGAAGGGACCAAUGUUCAUGAAGCCCAACGCAUUCUGAAUGAAAGUGGACUUCCAAUAACUUCAGCAAGUAACCUUGAAGAGGCUGCCAGGAAGGCAGUGGCUAGUGUGACAAAGAAAUAAAAGCACUGCCAACAAAGAAAUCUCCGGUUCACAAUGGAUGACAUUCCCAAUGUUGCCUCAAAUUAUAUAUAUAUAUAUAUAUUUAGGAUUUUUUAUUCAGCAUUGAAUAGGGUUAGACCUGCCCUCUCCACCCAAUAUUGAACUUACAAAAUGUUCAAUGUGUAAACAUUCAUAUCUGUGUUAAUACUGAAGCUACCUGUACUUUUCAAAUUAAUCUGACAAACCUGUGAGUGGCUAUAAUUACUACCUACAGAUACAAUCAUUCAGGUUUCUUCUGCAAUAUGUUAAUGUUCUUGACUUCUAAUUUUAAUAAGAUAAAUGGUAUAUCUUUAUGAUCCAAGAGGAGUAAAAGCCUUGUUGAUAGUCAUGGUCAGGAUCUAAAGAACUGCACCAUUUGUUCCAGUCACCCAAGUGGAAUUUGACCUCCUGCUUCUCAAAAUGCAGCCCUGUUGUGGCAGAUUGCUUUCAAAAAGAGCGUAUAGUGUGGGAUGAUCAAUGCUGGCUCCAGGAUUUGGAGGAACCUUUGACACAAUGCCUGCAGUUGACCAUGCUCCCUGAUGAGCCUGCUGUUUUGCUAUUGCCGACUCAUUUACCCUUUCCCUUUGGGUCCACUCCUCUCUGCCACCCACAGUGAGAAAGUGAGUUGAAUGGACUCUCAGAUGGAGCCAGCAAGUAGACCACAACUUCAGACAAGAGGAGUUAUGAACCAGUGGGCUCAUAUCCCUUUGCUCAGUUAUGGCAAAGUGCUUUACAACACCAGCACACAAUAGCCCUAGACAUGAGAUCUGUUGUUGGAAGGAGGAAAGGCAACAGUCCCAUUGGAUAUAUCCAUUGUCUUGGGUGUGCCAGAAGCAGGUCUUUGGAUCCCAACCAUUGUGUUUUUUAAAGAACUUUUCCAGCUGUUUGCAUUAUGUCAUUUGAGCCAAAUUAAUGGGAAUCGUUUGUUGGGGGGUUUUUUAUAUAGCCAGUGUGCUUAAGCACAUGCCUUAAUGAAAUGCUUGUGCUUUGAUACUCUGUGUGUACCUCACACCAGAUGAAAAACAGAAAGGGUAGAUGUGUGGAAGAGUCUCAUUUUGUAUGCUGUAUGAUAAAUGAAUUACUGUCUUAUGAACACUUUGAAAUACUGAGGGAGAAACGCACUACAUCCUCAUGUUGUGGUGCCAUGUGUGCCCAUCCAAUAACUGACUGUGAGCUUCUGGAAUCAAUGUGCAUAGUAGUAGAAUUGCUAUUCAUUGUAUACUAAAGAAUAUGCUCUCUUUAGGGGUUAGCCCUGUAAUGUGAAAAGGAAAACUAUGGUGAAAAAAAUUGGGAUCCAGCUGAAGAUAAGCACUUUCUAAAUUCCAUUGGUUUCAGCUGAAAUGUUAAAAGUAUGUGCUUUGCUCUCAGUUUGAAGUUGUUUGAACUUAAAAGUACUUAAUAUUGGUUUGAUUGUGCUUUUGCUGUGUGAAAAAUAUGCAUGUGAAAAGGAAAAAAAGAAGCAGCAAAACCUUUGUUUCAUCUCAAUAACUGUUUCAGGGUGCUUGUUUGAUUCGACUCUGGAAGGCCACUGCGUUGUAGAUGCUGGUUAUUUACACAAGUUAUUCAAUCAGGAAAUAGAGAUAUAAGCAACAUUGUUCCACUGCCACAAACCAGAAAUUUGGUUUUGAUCCCCCCCCCAAUAUUUAGUAAAGAUGUGAAAAUUUUGCAAUUUAAUAAAAGAUUAAAUUUAUCUAAUAAA